Tilletiaria anomala UBC 951 is the source of this 4055-nucleotide messenger RNA. RefSeq names its product putative SPF1-P-type ATPase. NCBI's taxonomy places the organism in Eukaryota, Fungi, Basidiomycota, Exobasidiomycetes, Georgefischeriales, Tilletiariaceae. The coding region runs from base 215 to 3916 and encodes 1233 amino acids. Gene Ontology annotation, cellular component: endoplasmic reticulum membrane. The record is from RefSeq and is a predicted model, not a curated record. The transcript has 5 exons. Gene Ontology annotation, biological process: intracellular calcium ion homeostasis. Gene Ontology annotation, molecular function: P-type ion transporter activity; ATP hydrolysis activity; ATP binding.
CUUCCGAGGAACAGGCAUCAUCGCGGCCCGUAACAGCACAUAGUAAUAGGAUACGCUGAACUUCGGACGGGUCAGAGCACGGGGUCUAGAUUGAGAAGCGCAACCAGUGCUGCUGUUGGCCGAGACUUGGAUAGCAACUUCCCCCAGGCGAGUUUGCCAGUGCGAUUGGUCGGUCACUCCGUCCAACUCAGUCAUAACCGACUUCGCAGCCAGCAUGUCCGGCAUCGCAAUUCAAUCUCCGGAUAUCGCUUCCAUCACGCUGCACAAACGUGUACCGCUCAUCUGGCACCUGUACGGCAUUCCAUGUCUCUCCCUCUACCCACUCUACCUCUACACAUACUUUGCCAAGUACGAUGAGUGGGUCAAAUCGGAGGAGUGGACUUUCAUCUACACUCUUGGCCUCUUUGGCGGCCACGCGCUGAGCUUCCUCGUCACAAGAUGGAGCAUCAAGGCCAAAGCACUGAUUACCUGCCGCAGCGCAUCUUCCUUGAAGGAAGCUGAGGUUGUGCGAGUGAUUCCAAUUGCGCACAAGGGCGAAGGCGAGCUCGUGCCACUCAAACGAGUCACCCGAACAGGCUCACCGGACGAGAUCAGCUUCACCUACCAAGCCGACAAAUACAUCUACACGCUGCCAGACGAGAAAGCUUCCAUCACCGGCGUGCUCGUCUCGCCGCUCAUAUCUGAACCCACCUUCCGCCGCCUGCCGUAUCCGCCAGACAGCGCACCCGUGCUGCAGCAGUUCCAGGGAAGCACGGGUCUUACGACGGAUGCACAGGUCCAGCAGGCGCUCGACACAUACGGAAACAACACGUUCAAUAUCCCUGUCCCGACUUUCAUUGGUCUGUUUGCAGAGCAUGCUGUCGCGCCGUUCUUUGUCUUUCAGGUCUUUUGUGUCGGGCUCUGGCUGCUUGACGAGUACUGGUUCUAUUCGCUUUUCACGCUGUUCAUGCUUGUCGUAUUCGAGUGCACCGUGGUAUUCCAGCGCUUGCGAACACUAAACGAGUUCCGGUCGAUGUCCAUCAAGCCAUUCCAGGUCUGGACGUACCGCGCUAGCAAAUGGGUAGAGGUCUCCACAUCUGACCUCCUGCCGGGUGAUUUUGUCUCUGUUGUGCGCUCCAAGGAAGACUCUGCAACGCCCUGUGACUUGUUAUUGCUCUCCGGCUCUGCGAUCGUUAACGAGGCCAUGCUGUCAGGAGAGUCGACCCCUUUGCUCAAGGAAAGCAUCGAGUUGCGCGAUGGGUCCGACAAGCUGGACAUUAACGGCGCAGACAGGAACAACGUCGUCUUUGGAGGCACCAAGGUUUUGCAGACAAAUGCGCCGGACGCUGCAGCAGGCAGCAAGUAUGCUAGUCUCGCCGCCCCGGAUGGUGGUGCGCUUGGCGUUGUGCUUCGCACUGGCUUUGGCACAACGCAGGGUCAGCUCAUCCGCCUAAUGGUUUUCACCAACGAGGGCCGUGUCUCGGCUAACAACAUCGAGUCGUUUGUUUUCAUCGCUUUUCUCCUCGUUUUUGCCAUUGCUGCCAGCGCUUACGUCUGGAUCAAGGGAAACGAAAUGGGGAGGCCAAAGGGAAAGCUUCUGCUCGACUGUGUGCUCAUCAUCACUUCCGUCGUCCCGCCCGAGCUGCCUAUGGAACUCUCCAUGGCCGUCAACACCGCACUCAUGGCCCUCGCCAAGGUCGCCAUCUUCUGCACUGAGCCCUUCCGCAUCCCUUACGCGGGCCGUGUCGACGUCUGCUGCUUCGACAAGACGGGUACCAUCACGGGCGAAGAUCUGGUCGUGCAGGGCAUCGCGCAAGUAGGCACAAAGUCCCCGGAGCAUCUGCAUGCGGUCAAGGAUAGCGACAAGGAUACGACGCUGACCCUCGCAGCGGCACAUGCCCUCGUUUUGCUUGAAGACGGCGUCGUGGGAGACCCGAUGGAGAAGACGACCCUCGAGGCACUCGACUGGAAGCUGAAUAAGGGGGAUGUCCUGAACCCAUCGGUCAUCAAGAACUCGCCGCACAAAUACCAGGUGCAGAUUCGCAGGCGCUUCCAGUUCAGCUCGGCCCUUAAGCGCAUGUCGACGGUUAGCUUCGUGUCGGACCCCAGUGGCAACCAACGCAGAAUGCUCGUAGCAGUCAAAGGUGCGCCUGAGACGCUCAAGGGCAUGUACUCAAACCUUCCGGCUGGCUAUGAUGAGACCUACAAAAGCUUCACACGGCGCGGAAGUCGUGUGCUCGCGCUCGGCUACAAGUACUUGGAUGGUGUCACGCCAAAUGCGGACACAAUCAACAAUCUAACCAGGGAAAGCGUCGAAGCUGGCCUCCAGUUUGCUGGGUUCCUCAUCUUCCACUGCCCUCUCAAGCCUGAUGCAGUCGCUUCGCUCAAGCAACUACACGACUCGUCCCACCGUUGCAUUAUGAUCACCGGCGACAACCCACUCACGGCGGUGCACGUCGCAAGCGAAGUUGAGAUUGUCGACAGGGAGACGCUCAUCCUCGACGUGCGCGAAGGUGCCACCAGCGAGACGGAUCUCGUCUGGCGGAGUGUGGACGAAAAGAUCAGCAUUCCCGUCAACCCUGAGGCGCCCAUCGACACGAGCCUCUUCGACAAGUACGAUAUUUGCAUGACCGGCGUCGCUCUCAAACAGUACCAAGAGAGGCCAGAGGCUUGGAAAGACUUGAUCGAGAACACUUGGGUCUACGCGCGCGUUUCUCCUAGUCAGAAGGAGUUCAUUCUCGAGUCCUUCCGCAAGCUUGGGUACAUCACCCUCAUGGCCGGAGAUGGCACCAAUGAUGUCGGUGCAUUGAAAGCCGCCAACGUUGGAAUCGCCCUACUCGACGGUACACCGGAGGACUUGGUGAAGAUAGCAGAGCACCAGAAGAACGAGCGCAUGAAGAAGGUCUACGAAUCGCAGCUUAGUCUCACGUCGCGCUUCGGGCAGCCGCCUCCUCCGGUUCCGCCGCAGCUCAAGGCUCUUUACCCUGACCUGGAGAAGGCACGGGACGCAGCGCUCGCGAACCUCCAAAGUGAACGUCGCAACAAUCCUUCUGCCAAAUUCGACUUUUCCUCCAUCACCUCGCAAAUGGCUGACCUCGACGAAGACGGUCCUCCACAAAUUCGCCUGGGAGAUGCCAGUGUCGCAGCACCCUUUACGAGCAAGCUUGGACACGUCAACGCCAUCGUUAACAUCAUUAGGCAGGGGCGCUGCACGCUCGUCGCUUUUACGCAGAUGCACAAGAUUCUCGCGCUCAAUUGUCUCAUCCAGGCGUACUCUCUCUCAGUCCUUUACCUCGAUGGAAUCAAGUAUGGCGACUACCAGGUGACGAUCAACGGCAUGCUAAUGAGUGUGUGCUUCCUCUGCAUCUCGCGCGCCAAGCCGAUGGAGAAGCUGAGCGCGCAACGACCGCUUGCGCGCGUGCUCAGCGCUUACGUCUUUAUUUCUGUCCUGCUUCAAUUCGCACUGCAUGUGGCCACGACGCACUAUCUAACGCUGCUCGUUCCCGAGUACGAGUCGCCCGAAUCAAUUGAUCUUGAGGCGAAAUUCAACCCGUCGCUCCUGAACUCGGCCAUCUUCCUCAUCGGCUUGAGCCAGCAAGUCAACACGUUCUCCGUGAACUACAUCGGCCACCCUCACCGAGAAUCGCUCCGACAAAAUCAGUACCUCUACUAUGGUUUGCUCUCCUGCUUCGGUGUCGCAUUUGCCGGCGCGACGGAGUUUAUGCCAGAGAUGAACGAAUGGCUGCAGCUCGUCAAGCUUCCGGGCGCUUUCCAGGUCCGCCUUGUCACGCUCAUGGUCGUUGACUUUGUGGGGUGCUACAUCAUCGAGUGGACCAUCAAGGCUAUCUUUGCUGACCAGCAACCCAAGGACCUCAUCACAAAGCGCAGAGAACGCAUGUACGAACGGCGGAAGGCCGAGCUCGAGAAAGUGGCGUGAGUUGCCGGUGUUACCCAGAAUCAACAGCGUCUUCAGACAAGGAUCUAUAGAGAGCACCUUUAUCCUUGGUAAUUAAGAUUGCCGCGUAACCCCUGCGGGUGUAAUAGAACACAUUACCUGAAAGAUAGCGGUCUAUGAU